Cinclus cinclus is the source of this 5678-nucleotide messenger RNA. RefSeq names its product opioid growth factor receptor (gene OGFR). The transcript has 8 exons. Gene Ontology annotation, cellular component: membrane. NCBI's taxonomy places the organism in Eukaryota, Metazoa, Chordata, Aves, Passeriformes, Cinclidae. The record is from RefSeq and is a predicted model, not a curated record. Bases 1755 to 3578 code for a protein of 607 amino acids. Gene Ontology annotation, molecular function: opioid growth factor receptor activity.
ACGGCACGGAGCGGGGCCUGCGGGGCGUCAGGGGACCCGUUCGAGCCCUUCUGCCCGGGCCCCGCAGCCCGAGCCCCUUCCCUGCCCGUUCUCCCGCGCAGAGCCGCUGCUCGGGACGGGAGCGGCGAGCUCGGAGCCGGGGCAGGCCCCGCGGCCCUCCGGCGAUCCUCGGCUAGGAAUUUUCCCUCGUCUUGUGGAGCCAGAUCCCCGUGGAGAAGGGAUGCUGUCACUUUGUAACUCCUCAGAGUCCACGACGUCGCCAUGAGCUGGGGUUUGAUUUGUUUUUCCUCACCGUUCCCUCUGGUAUAGGUACUUUAUUCUGUAAAUGCAGGUUCUGUGCUGCGUGUGGCACCUGCCUGUUCACCGCUGCUGCUGGCUAUUGGAUUUCACAUUAUGGCAUUGACGUGGUUUUAAGUUUUUGGUUGGUAUCCUCAGCUUUGUAUGGUGGCCUUUCCUAGGCUCUUUCAAGCCAUCAGUAAAAAUCCAUUGCAUAACAUCUGCUCAGUUUUAAAAAUGAGCGGUGACUCUUUAUUUCUCGCAGACAUAUUUUAUUUCUUUGGGAGCCUGUGUAGAGCAACUUAGAAAACAAAAAAAUAGUGUGUUUUAAAAACUAGAGGUAGGUGUCCAGUUUUGAGCAAGGUGCUGCAAAGCACGAGCUCUCCUGUCUGGUGCCUUAAAAUAAUAUUUAUUUGAAAUAAAAUGAGAUUGUUAGUAUUAUCUGAGAUUUCUGUUUAUAGCACCAGUUUUUCAGUUUGGCAUUGGGUAUCAGUAAGUUCUUCUCCAGCAUUGCUUUGGUAAAUACAACUUUUUCUUUUUCAGUACUUCCUAUGUCAGGCAAAACACACUACAGUUCUUUAACUCCUCCCCUUUUUGGGCAAGGGGAACCACUCCUUCACUUCGAGUUUCCUUUCAGGAGCUCAUCCUUAUCUUUAGAAGAUAAAUAGGCAGCUAAAGCUUUCUAAUGAAUAUACUUUUAAAAGAGAUUCAUGUUAAACUUUCUUUUUGCUUAAUAAGCAUUAAAAUACAGAAAUAACCACUUUUGAAGGAAAAAUAAAUUCACUGCGUGCAUAGAUCUGGGAAAGGCCAAAGGUAUUUUGGGUGGAGAGCUCUAAUUCUGCAGGGAAGAGGCAGAGAUUUCCUUGGAAGAUUUUUUGCACUGUUUGAGUGCAUCCUAUUUUGUACAUGGCUGGAGUUCACAAGCUUUAAUAACUCCGGAACAUUCCCAUCAUUCUAUUUGAAUGUGUUUGUUCUUCAAGUUCUUUUUUUUCCUUAGAGCAACUCUGGAUGGUGUCAACUGUAAAAGCAAGGACCAUUUUUUCGCUCCAGUGAGUGGACUUUCCCAGCUUUGCCUUACAAAGGAGGAUGAUGUUCUCCCCGAGACUUACAGCCCCUGGAAUGUUAUUCUGCAUUUUUAAAUAGGAUCUCUUCCUUCAGUGAUGAAUGUGUAGCCAGCUCUGUCUGACUACUUCCCAAAAAUUGGAAGAGCACUGAAGAAUGAAUGCACAAAGAAGCAGUAAAUCUUCUGCUAGCCAUUUAUGCCUUUGCAGCCUGUCAAAGGCAUGGAUCAAUUUCCCUAACUUGUUCCUACUUUUGCUUAUUUUACACUAACUCUCAUUCUUCUCCCCUCAGCCUGGAUGGUUUUCUUUAUGCCUGAAGCUGAUAAUGUCUUUCUUUGGUAUUGAGGAUCAAAGCUCAAAUUCCCCAGUGCUGUCUUGGAAGGUUUUUCACAUAGGCUUGACAUAAAAUUUGAUUACAUGGAAAGAUGGUGCAGCGGGAGGCGCAACUGGACUGCAGCAAGAGACCUGCAGAGAUACAGAAACCAUUACCCAGAUUUGAAAGAUCCAGAGAAUGAGGAGGAAAAAAAUAUGUGCAACUUAAGCUUUUAUAAAAAUGAAGCUGUUUUCUUGCCCCAUGGUGAGUUUAUUGAAACUCUGCUUUCAUCUUGGGGGGACAAGUAUGAAACACUAGAAGAAAACCAUUCUUACAUACAGUGGCUGUUCCCUUUACGUGAACAUGGGAUGAACUGGCAUGCCAAGCCACUCACCUGUCAAGAAAUUCAGGCCUUUAGGAAGUCCAAGGAAGUUAUGGACAGAUUUAUCCGUGCUUACAAGCUCAUGCUGGGAUUUUAUGGAAUCAACUUGGUCAAUGUAGAAACUGGAGAACUUGAGAGAGCAGAGAAUUGGCGUGAACGGUUUGAAAACUUGAACAGGUUCAGCCACAACAAUUUGAGGAUUACACGCAUCCUGAAGUGCCUGGGGGAGAUGGGAUAUGAAGACUAUCAAGUGCACUUGGUGAAGUUUUUCCUCACAGAAACUCUUGUUGAGGAGACAUUACCAAAUGUCAAGAGAAGUGCCUUGGAUUACUUCCUGUUCACUGUCAGAAGCAAAGAAAAGAGGAGAGAACUCGUCCACUAUGCUUGGCAGCACUUCAAACCUCGGAGUAGCUUCGUGUGGGGGCCUCGUGACAAACUCCAGAAGUACAGACCCCGCUCUGCCAAGCCACAGCUGCACCAAAGGCCUGAGGAUAAACAGGACACUCUGUGUCAAAAAUGUGGUGAUCCUGUGGAGAAGGAUCAGAACCAGUCUCCAGAGGUGGAACAGAAAGCUGGAGAUGCUGCAGAGUUGCAUCCUGGAAUGAGUGAUGAAUGUGCAAAGGAGAAGGUAAGCAAAUGUGUUUUGAAGGUAGAAGAUGAAGAAGAGAAAGAAGCCUCAUUUGCCCAGCUGGAGGAAAAGGAUUUUGAAAGUGAAGCUGAAGAAGGGCAGGGUACCACAGAGACUGACUGCACAAAGGAGAGCAAGAAGAGAAAACUGAAUGCAAAUUUGGCAGAUGCUAAAGGGGAUGAAUCACUGAAAAACUCUGCUGAUAUUGAAAACAUUUCCCAUAAUCUGGGAGAGUGUGCAAUUGAUGCAGAGAUCCCCUCCUCAGACCCAGUCUCCCAAGCAGAAGAGGAUCAGGAAGCCCUGAAGGAAGAUGAUUCAAGCAUCAAAGAGCCGGCGGCGCCAGAGGCCGUGGAUGCAGGUGUGAAACGCAGGAAAGUUGAUAAAAGAACACUGAGAAACAAACCAGUCAACUUGGCCAUAAACCUGAGCAUGGGGCCCUCAGCCUCUGGUGCCAAGGCAAAUUCAUCUGCUGCUAACGGUGAGGCUGGAAAAGAAAAUGACAGUGAGAAAAAUGCAGCUGUGGAAGUGCCAAGUGAGGAGGGGGGUGGUGGUGGUGAUGCAGAUGAUGGGGAGGUGAGACCCCCAGCUGCUUCCAGGACCUCCAGGACUGGCUGCACUGCUCCAAUCAAGGAUGGCUGCAAGUCAGAUGGAGAUCAAGAUUCAGAGGGAGGUGAUCAGCAGCACUGCAACAGCAAACUCCUGGGGGGUGAAAGUGAACUAGAUGGGGUAGGACAGCAGGAAAAGGCAGGUGAAAAAGGGCAAGCAGAAGACACAGACAAGAAGCAAGCUCCAGAGAGUCAUGAGGAGAGCAAUGCACCCACUUGUCCUGAAGAGAACAGUGCUGAGGUCCCACCAGAAGAAGGUGAAGGCUCUGAGAAUGCAGCAGAGCCUGGUGGAGAGCAGGGAGCAGCAGAGUGAGAGCAGCACGGCGAGCAUCCGAACCAGCAGAGAUGGCACUGCCCUGUGUGCUGGGAGCCAGCUUUGCUGGCUUGGAGAACUGAAUAAACUUCCUUUGGGAUGAUCCAGCUGGCCCCUGGCUCACUUUCACUUUUCCAUGGGUUUUUAAUCAUCUCUAGUAAACUCACUGAGAUCCAGCUCUUGGUUACCCUAAAGAGGAAAACCCUUCAUUUAUUCAUCUUCGCAGACAGGCCAUGUCCUGUUCCUGGGUUUUAUCUGAUGUUCAGGGCUAUCUUGGAGGAAUGGGGAUUUUUGCACUUGGCUUUGAUUCUGGUUAUGCCCCUACUGAAAGAGAAGAGGAAAACUGAUCUGUCUCCUUGUUUGAAUUACUUAACUAUUUAUUAAAGACACGAUUUUUAAUGUAACAGCAUGACCUAAUUUGCCAGGCCUUUCUACUGUUGUGUAACUUUGUUAUUGUGAAAGGCUGUACCUUACCAGGAGUAUUUUUUUUCCUGGCAAAAGUGCUGUUUCUGUAAAAGAGAUGAGUAUAUGGAUUUCACAUGAUGUCAGUGUAGUUGCCUUUCCUCUGGUAAGGGAAAAUAGGUUUGGCUUUAGACUGGGAUAAAAACUAGCCAAAAUGUGUCUCUGACCAGUAUGAGCCCUUGUGUAGAGAUUCUGUUCUCUGAAGUGCAAAGUGCUGAGUAAUUUUCUCUUUAUCCCCACAGAGGUUGCUUUGUAGUUCUUGGUAGAGUUAAGACUACAAAUUGCCUACUAAGAGAUUAAGAGAAAAAGCUCUAGGUUUUACAUAAAACUGUUUAGAGCUGCUCUUCCCCAGGUUUUCCCACCACUUUUAGACCCUUUAUAGUCUUCCACAGAUUUUUGUGUCCAUGACUGUUUCAAAGGCCCUCAUCUCUCAGUUGCCAAAACAGAAGAAAUAUUUCCCAGUGCAUUUUUUUCAGCCUUUGCUGGUAAUUUGCAGUGGCCUGGAGGAGGUCUUUCCUGCAGGCCCACAGCAUGAGGUUAGAUGUGUCAGAUCCAACUGGUUUCCUACUUAGGGCAGGGUUGCUUUGCCUUUAAUGUCAGACAGCCAGGGCAUAUUCCAGUGCAGCAUGUCUGGAAACCACUGGGCUUUGUGGGGCAGUUAAUUGAAGCAUUAAUUGGAGAGGCUAUGCUUGUCUGGUUUGUUUAUUUCUAGCCCUCAAGAAUUUACUUUCAGACCUUGCCAGCUCUUUGCCUGCCUCAGUGUUCCUGAUCUCCCUGUCAGCUGUUCUGCCACACUUAGAUGAUAUUCCACCAAGUCUGAAGGAGAAUUAAAACAGUUUAGCACCUUCACUACUAAAAAUUUACAGGAGAGUAUCUGUUUCAUGAAGCAGAGGAAACUGUUUCCAACAGCCGAAGGUCUGGACUUGCUGUUUGCUCAGGUUGUUUGUGUUGGUUUUGAGGUUCUCUAGUGUUGUUUGGUUUGUGUAGGAGAUUGCCAGAGAGCAGAUGCAGCAGCUUGUGCAGUGUCUUUUUUUUUUCUCUGCUACAGCUCUUAAGCUUUAUCUUUCAAGGAAUUUGGGGGGUGAUUUGCCUCCCCAGAAUGUGGGUUCUGAUCCAGCAUGCCACAUGUGUGUGGGAAUAAAAUUCUGCAAGCUUAACAUCUGAUGUUCAUGGUCACACAUGUACUGAAAAAAAGGCUUUAAUGUUUUUAAAAUGCUUUCUUCUUCUUAAGAACAGGUGGGUUAAAUAGCCAAUAAGAAAACACUUAACUACAGAUAAAAAUACUUGAAGAUGUUGAGUGAGAAUUCUUUCCUGACAAAUUCCUAAGAAUUGUUAAUUGUGGCUUUUGUACAGAUUUCUAGUAAUUUUCUUAUUUAAUGAAAUUUUCAUGGUGAAUAUAUGCUCAGUUGGGCCAUAGAUCCUCUAUCUUCUUAUAGUGGGGUUUGGUUUUGUGUUUAAUGGGAUUUCACUGUGAGCCCCAGCUUGGGGUGAGUGCUCAAACCAAACCUUUCCCACUCCUGCCAGGUUUAGUUUUGGCUGUUAGGUGUGUAUAGUGAGUUUACAAGGUGUUUCUCAGCACUUAGAGCUGUAUCACAGUCUGUUAUGUUUAUUCCCCUAUUAAAGCAUGACUUUAAUGCA